CGUCGUUUUGAAAUUAUUCAACACAUCUCAAUCUCCAACCGCCGAAAAAAGCAGAAGCGACGCGCAUAAUUUCGAAUGCAAACGGUCGCGCAGCCCGCAAGUAGUUAAUAGCAAACAUCCGUUGAAAAUCGCCAGCGUGGAGUGCCGAGCAGUACAGUAAAUUGAAAACUCGAGUGCGCGCAAAGAAAUUCGCAUUUGCAUUGGCAUUUGCAGCAGCUGCAGCAACAACAAUGGACCCGUUUACUCAGCACAUGCUCGAGAAGGCGGAACAGCGCAGUCGCGCCCUCGGAAUUAGCAACGCCAGCAAAUUUCCCCCUCCGAGCACGGCCACUUCUUCUUCUGGCGGGGAUCCUGGGGUCCUGACCCAGAGAAGCCGCUCGCCAGGAGUACAGAGCACGGCCAGUGGCGGCGGCAAGGUCGUGAUACUGGACAAGGCCACGCUUGAGGCGUCUCCGGCCAAGCCGCUGCGUCACUAUGCGGCGGUCAACAAGGAGAACAUGGAGAUGGGUAUUGAGAUAAACAUUACCACCGACAAGCCGAUUGGGGUGCAAGUUGAGAUCCAGGAACAGGAGGUAACCGAUGACGACGAUGAGGAGGGAGGGGCUCUAAAUCCUCUACUGGAAGCGGCUCCAGUGAAUCAGCCGCUGGCCAGGCUGCGGGACACCUCGCGCAGUAGACUUCAGCGCAUGGGCGCCUUGUACUCUAACACGGAUGACCUCUCCUCGCCCAUUCACCGCACAGAGGGUCAGUUCCAUCUGAGAACGAAUGAGGACGAGAACUGCGACAAUCGCAGCAGUAAGCAGCCCAAGCAGAGAUUGGGCAAACUUGCCGCUUUGGCGGACACCAUCAACCAGUGGGAGGAUGACACGUCGCACCACGAAGUGCACAGACCUUUGGAUGCGCCCCCACCGAAACCACACUUGUCCAGCAGGCGGACGGAGAAGGCACCGGCCCCACAGCCCCCCAAGAAGGACGAAGUCGACGAGGCCGCCAGGACCAAGCAACUAAAGUGGGAUCCCAAGGUACUGAGCUCUCUGGAGGCCCAAGGUUUUCAACGCCGCGAAUCGUCGACCAUUAAACACACCUAUGAUUAUGCCAAACAGGGAGAAGCGGCGCCAGCUGGCAAACAGGAAGGGGCAGCGCCAGUGGCCAAACCGCCAGUGCCGGAAAAAUCGACGACGGUUAGCCAGGUGGCCAAGAACUUCGCCUCUGCUGCUCCGGCACCCAAGCCAGGUUCAGCAGCGCCUGCGGUUAGUGUAAAGUCUGGCUUGGUUUCCGGACGCGCCGCAAUUUUUGAGAGCAAAGGAGCCAGUGGGCAGUCGCAAGGCAGUCUACGCAAUCAGAAGGAUCCUUGCGAGCUGUCGCUGAAAGAGCGCAUGAAGCUGUUCGAGACAGGCAAUAACAAGGCUAUGUUGCCAAUGGCACCGAUAGGAUCCGCUCCCAGCAUUAGCCAAAUCCGGGCAGAGGAAGUUAAACAGCAUUUAGCGGCAGUGCAUCCAGUGACAGCUGCCGCUGCGACUACUGUAGUUGCAGCGGCCAAGCCUAAGACUGAAAACAAGCUGCGAGACAAGGUGGCCGCUUUGGUGGCAAAUGCGCAAUCAUGUGCCGAGACCCGCAUCAAGGAUAUUGAUCGUCAGAGGCAGGAGGACAUGCAGAUUAUUUCGAAUCGCUUCAACAAACAAAAGGAGCUCUUUGACAACCAGACAGCCGGCAGUUCCGUGCCAGCUCCAGCUCCAGCUCGAGCUCCUGCGCCGGCACCCAGUAAAGUAGUGCGGCCAAUGCCGCCACCUCCUCCACCGCCUAUCGCUGGUCUCUCACCCUCGUUGGCCAGCAGUAAAAGAAGAUCACCUGGUGAUGCGCCAAUCGCCGACGAGGAUUCCAAGCGGGCCCGCAAAUCAGAUACCGAUCGCCUGUAUCCCGCCCUGUCCGAUCUCGAUUCUAGCGGAGACAACUGCUGUGCCACCGAAACAGCUUCUGCUACGGAUGACAGCCAUCAACUGGAUGAUGACGAGACCGAAAGUUGCAUGGAUGAGUCGGAGGACCAGUCGCAGACUGAGGACAGCAGCGCUGGCAUGUGCAACGGCAGUCUGGGACGAGAGAUAAUGAGCGCAGUCCAGCGCAAUGAGGCGGAGAUGCAGCAGCACCCCGGCAAGAAGACUGUGCGCUAUGCGGACCACGACUUGUACUACAACCCCGAAGGACAGGACGACAGCUCGAUGAACUCCUCGCAGGUCUCUGGCGGCAUCGACGACUAUCUGGAUGAGGCGCUGGUACAGGACAACUAUGGCAGCACUCAGGAUGAUGAGAGCGACAGCGAGGACGAGCACAAUGCCAGUCGACUAUCCUUGGGCAGCAAAGGAACCACCGCUUCAAACAGCUUUUCCUUCCGUAAAAAUCCAGUCUCAUUAUGCACUCCCAUCGACGAGCACCAUGAGAUAAUGGACAUGCAGACGCCUCUCCCAAGUGGUGGACAACCGGUCAAGUCCGAAUUGAGCGUGAACCAGGACAACGACAACCUGGUCACCCUGGUACAUACAGUCAGCUUCUAUCGCCGCCAGCAGAGCGCCAAUAGCUCCAAUUCCACGCCGGUGCGAAAGAUCUGUCGCGAGCAGCAGGUGAUGCGAUCCGCUCUCGGUGGGGACUGUCAUGCCAAGCACAGACUGGAGUACGACUCUCCUCAGCAAAGUGAGAACACAGGAGCAUCCGCUGGUGUCACAGAUAAUCAGACCGACGAUGACGAUGAAGAUAUGCAAAAUGCGCGGGAAUUGAACGAAGCUUCUCAGGCGCAGGACAAAAUAAAGAAGCUGCUGAGUGAGGUGUGCAAGCAGCAGCAGGUGAUUGGUCAAGCCAGUCAGGCCCUUAACCUGUGCGCGGCAACCGUCGAGUUUUCCGGUUCCACAGAGUCCGUUGAGGGAGAGCGAUAUCUUCUACUGGCAACCCAUCGUCGCCAGGCCUGUUUGGACGAAGUUCAGCGUUUGAGAGUUGAGAACAGCAUCCGUCCCGUGGGUGCCCCAAAAGAAAAGGGCCUGCUGACGGUCAAGGACAUUACCAUUCCCCUAAGGCAGGAGUACGUGCGUAAAAUGGCCACUGGCAACAUCAAUGGUCAUCAUCUUGUGUGCCUACUGAAGUACAAUGAACACGUACUGGCCACCAAGACUGUGCCCACGAUGCCUGGCCUGUUGUCUGUCAAAUUCCCAGAUGUCCUGCAACUAAACAAUGUAUAUGCAGAUUUUAGGAUCACUCUGGAAAUCUAUGGUAUGCUGGCACAACGUGAUCAGCUGCCCCAUGAAUUGAAGUACCACAUCAAUUUAAACAAAAAGGGAGGCGUAAAGACGCCCAAAAAGAAGGGCGGCGAAAAUCGCCUGGUGAUGCCGCCGGUGCAGAGUCCGGCGGGACCACAUGUGGUUCGGACGCCGCAGCUCGUGCAAUACGGCUUUGCCAUCUUCUCGUUGCGAGAAAUCCAACGUACUUCCUGGACGCUGACUCAGGUGCUGGGCGUCAGCCCGCUGGAGGGCGUGGUUCACAUGAAGGUCAACUGUGAACUAUCCGUGAGCGUGGAGUACAAAGGAUUCCUUACCAUGUUCGAGGACAUUUCCGGCUUUGGAGCCUGGCACCGACGUUGGUGCUAUCUGAACGGCUCCGUGAUCAACUUCUGGAAGUAUCCGGACGAUGAGAAGCGCAAGACGCCUAUGGGCAGCAUCGAUUUAAAUGCAUGCAGUUCCCAAAAGGUAACCACUGCGCCGCGCGAUAUCUGCGCUCGCCUUAACACCAUGCUGCUGGAGUGCGAAAGACCUGCGCUGGACACGGACCAGGAGUCGCUGAUAAUCGUGCCCAACGGGCGAACCACUACAGUGCGCCAUCUGCUUUCCGCCGACACAAAGGAGGAGCGCGAGGAGUGGUCCGCUUACUUCAACAAGGCGUUGACAUUGCUGCGCGCCUGGGGAACUUCUCACUGAACUGCUGCCCCGCUCCUGCAAUCCUGUCAGCAGCACGGACACUGACACCAAACGGGCGGGUUGUUUAAAGUUUUCUCUUUUUAAGUUUACUCAAAUUACUAUUUAACAGCGCUCGCGUUUGUCUUUUUUGUUUUAUGUUUCCGACUCAAAUUAAUCGUAUUCCGCAUUCGACACGUUCGUGUUCGUAUUUUAUCGACGAAGUAUUGUUUGAAUACCUUUAUAUGUACAUUGCAUUUAGGAUGUCUCGCUAAAUAUAUAAUAUGUAUAAAUCCCAGUAAAAGGCGGCCGCCAGUUGUACACUGAAUAGUUUAUAGUUUAUUGAAUACUUUUAUACACGUACACAUUUACAUUCACAUA
Drosophila rhopaloa is the source of this 4313-nucleotide messenger RNA. RefSeq names its product anillin (gene scra). Lineage: Eukaryota; Metazoa; Arthropoda; Insecta; Diptera; Drosophilidae. Gene Ontology annotation, cellular component: actomyosin contractile ring. Gene Ontology annotation, biological process: septin ring organization; actomyosin contractile ring assembly; mitotic cytokinesis. The coding region runs from base 231 to 3956 and encodes 1241 amino acids. The record is from RefSeq and is a predicted model, not a curated record. The transcript has 11 exons.